Molecule: messenger RNA, 1990 nt
Organism: Lytechinus pictus (painted urchin)
Lineage: Eukaryota; Metazoa; Echinodermata; Echinoidea; Temnopleuroida; Toxopneustidae
Product: motor neuron and pancreas homeobox protein 1-like
Exons: 3
Coding region: 1-597 (198 amino acids)
Biological process (GO): neuron projection morphogenesis; regulation of DNA-templated transcription; central nervous system development
Cellular component (GO): nucleus
Molecular function (GO): DNA-binding transcription factor activity, RNA polymerase II-specific; sequence-specific double-stranded DNA binding
Source: RefSeq, a predicted model, not a curated record
AUGAGGAAACCUUGUCUGAGUGGUCCAAAUCCUCCUACAGUCCUUGGAAAGACACGGCGCCCUCGUACGGCCUUCACAAGUCAACAACUCCUCGAACUUGAGCAACAGUUUCGGAAGAAUAAAUAUCUGUCAAGACCUAAGCGAUUCGAAGUGGCUACAUCCCUUAUGUUGACAGAAACUCAGGUCAAGAUUUGGUUCCAGAACCGCAGGAUGAAAUGGAAGCGAAGCAAGAAGGCUAAGGACCAGCCACAACAAGACCGUAACGCCGUCAAAGACACAACCGAUUCACUCCCGAAGUCAUCCGAACUGUCUACAAUAAAAGCCGAACCAUCUCCGACAGACAUUGAUUCGAACGUUUUGCUUAAAAGUGAUCGCUUACACGACAUUGACAGAGAGGAAUUAGAAUACGAUGAUGAAGAUGAUCUUGGGAUGGGAGAUGCUGACGAAGACGACGAAGAUGACGACCUGGGCAAUGACAUGAAAAUAGCGGGGAUGUGUGAACCUCGAGAAUUGUCGAAUAAUGUGUUUGCGUCAGACCAUAUGACGUCAUCGCCACCGAGACUUGUCAACAGUCAUUUGCUAGAAAUAGUUCGUUAAUACAUGGAACACUUCAAUGUUUACAAGCAAAAAAAAUGGAGCUAGAAGAAAUAUGACAUUAAUUGUUUAUAUUUAAAGACUCUGACGUCUGAAGUGUAUGAACUGACAAUUAAGGCCCUUCUGUCAUCUAUAUUCAUUUUUAUGGAGUAAACCCCAAAAGGAUCAUUUGCCGAUGUUGUUACUGAAAGCAACUACGAAGAUCAGAAUUUAGAAUUUAAUUGUUGGUUCUCCGUACAACUUUUUAAAUGUGUAUCUAGAACUCAACUAUUCAUCUUGGCAUACUGUAGGAAAGGUGGUAAAAGUAACGUAUCUCCCCCCGUCUUUCCCAUUGCAUUCUUGCCUUUCUCUCUUUCUUAAUUUUUUUCUUUCUUAUUAAUAUUAUUUCGCUUUCUCAUUGUUCAUUCAUGUUCAUUGCGAUAAAUGCUUUCCUUAUUCCGGUAGACAAACAAUAUGUUAUUGAAAUAUAAAUGGAAAUAUAAUAGAAAAAAUAAAAAUGACAUGAUUUGGAUUAUAUAUCCACUUUGAUUCCCACUGAAUCGAACUUGAUUGGUAAAGUUAAGUCAAUUUGAAACUGCUCUCAUGAAUGGACGUUUAUAAAAGAAUUAACAUUACAAUUUUUUUUAAUUGAGUUUUAAAUCGUGGAGGUGCCAUCCCUUUUUAAAUCUGCAUCGUAUUUUAGUUUCCACGUGUUAUGAUUUGUUUACAAAACAAUUGAAAUGUUAUUUUUGUGCUAUCGUGGAAGCUUAUUUAUAAAAAAUUGAAUUGGAUGCACAUGUGUAAUAAUCACCAAAGAACCAUGUUUAGUAAUUAGUUAUGUGCAACUAUAGUAUUAUUCUCUGUCUUAAUGCACACGCUUACUUUUCAUUUUUUCGCAUCUUAUGUUUUAUGUCCAUGUACAACAAGAAUUUCUUUUUCAAAUCGCUAAAUUAGUUUACAUCUGCAAAUAUUUUUCACUCCAUUGUCAAAUACCGCAAUUGGGCAUUGAAAGAAGCUGUCAAAACAGAAAUACGAAAAGGCCUGUCACUACGUUAUUAGGCCUAUAUGACAUCCGGAUGGCACAUUAUAGAAAUAAAUAUUAAAACAAAUAGAAUAUUUUCGUGCGACAAGUUAAUCAUUUUGAAGUUCGAUAAAUACAUGUAACUAUUCUCAACGCUUGGUGCGUUCAUGAGGCAUUGUCAUUUUUGCUGCUGUUUUAUGACUUUCUCAUAGGUAUGUAAAGUUAGUGUUAAAACACUGUUUAUCGUGUGCUUUGAUAUAUGUAUCAAUUUUCUGUAUAUAAUACGAAUUGAAUAAGCUAUUUAUGGUAGUAAAAGUAUUGUAUAUAUUCGUUGUUAUGAAACAAAUGUGAUGGUGUAUUAUCUAUUAUGAACAAUUAAAGUGGCAAUCAACGUUA